Messenger RNA from Alternaria arborescens, 5292 nucleotides. Its product is annotated as Non-reducing polyketide synthase. The transcript has 4 exons. Gene Ontology annotation, biological process: fatty acid biosynthetic process; secondary metabolite biosynthetic process. Gene Ontology annotation, molecular function: 3-oxoacyl-[acyl-carrier-protein] synthase activity; fatty acid synthase activity. The coding region runs from base 1 to 5292 and encodes 1763 amino acids. The record is from RefSeq and is a predicted model, not a curated record. Lineage: Eukaryota; Fungi; Ascomycota; Dothideomycetes; Pleosporales; Pleosporaceae.
AUGAUACGUGCCAAGGUCCUUUACUUUUCUGGAGAGAUACCUCAAGGGGAUCCGGCGGGCGACCAGCGAGAUUUGUUCAGGAAGCUGCACCUACUCAGCAAGGAGCGAAGUUAUCCGAUCCUUGCUCUCUUUCUUGAAACCAUCACACGGGCUGUGAAGGAGGAACAGCGUAGACUGAUCCGCACUGAAAGAGAUUUGAUACCAGCUUUCGAGACCAUCUUGGACUUGACCGAUCAUGUCGUUGAGCUGAGGAAAACGUCACUUGGCGGAGCGGUCGAGCGAGUACUGGUGCUUGCCUUUCAACUAGGAAGCUUCAUUGCAUACCACGAAGCUCAUCCCCUCGAAUAUAAUUUCCAGUCGUCAGAUACAUUCCUCAUCGCGAGAGGCCCAGGCAUGCUAUCAGCGGCAGCGAUCGCACUUUGCCCAAAUGUAUCUAUGGUUCCAAGCAUUGCUGGAGAUAUCGCCAAAGUAGCAUUUCGAUUCGGGCUCGUUGUUGAUCAGGUCUGCCGAUCAUUGGAGAUUUCACCAGAUGAGAUCAACGCUGCUGGAGCUUGGAUAUAUUGCGUGUACGGCGUUGACCCGUCGGAGGCUCAAGAAGCAGUGGCACUUUUCAAUGCUGAGAAGGAAUAUGCUGAGACGAGCGUGGCAUCAGUCUUCAACGACGACGGCAAGUCUGUCAGCAUUGGUGGCCCACCAUCGACUCUCAAAGCACUCUUCACAGAAUGUGAAUUCUUCAAGCGUACAAGAAACGUACCGAUGAAGAAAGUGCAAGGAAUGUGGCAUACGGGUAAGGUCUAUGGUAUGGAACACGUACAGCAAGUCGUUCCGCAUAUCGACGAAAAACACCGACUGCAUCUUUCAUUGUUCUCCCCGGUAACAGGAGAACCAUUCGAGGCAGCGAAUGCCAAUGAACUACUCGAGCAGAUCAUGGAAGAGAUGCUUACCCAGAGAAUCCGGUGGGAUCGAACUAUCCAGACCGUCACGGAACGGCUGAAACAGGUCUCGCCGAAUUGCACCCAACUGAUCGCCAUACAACCAUCACAAUAUGUUGAAAGCCUACUUGCACAAUGGAAAGACGACAUCCCCACCGCCACACAUACGGCCGAAGACAUGAUGUCAGCGAUCAUGAACCUCCCCCUUGGAAGCAGUCCUGCCAAGGAUGCGAAGUCAUCGAAAAUUGCUGUCGUGGGUAUGGCAUGCCGCUUUCCAGGAGGUGCUGACAACACACAAAGAUUUUGGGAGCUGUUGGUACAAGGUCACGAUGCCCACGGACCUGUUCCUCCGGAUCGCUUCAAUGUUGAAACCCAUGUGGACCCAGCAGGGAAAACCCCGAAUACAUCCAAAACACCAUAUGGAUGUUUUGUAGAUAACCCAGGUCUCUUCGAUGCCAUGUUCUUCGGCAUGUCGCCACGAGAAGCUGAACAAACAGAUCCCAUGCAGAGACUUGCUCUCGUGACUGCUUAUGAGGCUUUGGAGAACUCAGGCUACGUGCAUGGUCGCGGUAUACACGCGCGACGCGUGGGUACCUUUUACGGACAGGCCAGCGACGACUACCGCGAGGUCAACUCUGGACAAGAAGUUGGUACUUACUUCAUUCCCGGAGGAUGUAGGGCGUUCGGUCCUGGCCGCAUCAAUUACUUCUUCAAAUUCUGGGGUCCAAGUUUCAGUGUCGACACCGCAUGCUCUUCCAGUCUUGCGGCGAUACAAGCUGCAUGCACUUCUUUAUGGAGUGGUGAUGUCGAUAUGGCAAUUACUGGAGGCAUGAACAUCAUCACGAACUCUGAUGUCUACGCCGGCCUCAGCAAUGGCCACUUUCUCUCACCUACUGGCGGAUGCAAGACGUGGGAUGUAGGGGCUGAUGGGUAUUGUCGUGCUGAUGGUGUCGGUAGCGUUGUCUUGAAACGACUGGAAGACGCUGAGGCGGAUAACGACAAUAUUCUAGGAGUUGUUCUCGGUGCAGCUACUGAUCACUCUGCUGAGGCAGUCUCUAUCACCCAUCCGCACGAUGUUGCACAGGCCCAUCUGUAUACUCAAGUUGCCAGAAGGGCUGGGAUCGACCCUUUGUCGGUCGGGUUUGUUGAGAUGCACGGCACAGGAACUCAGGCAGGCGACAGUAACGAGAUGAGAUCAGUCACAAACGUAUUCGCUCCUUCUACUGGCCACAUUCGACAUCCGCAGUCACCUCUUCACAUAGGUACCGUCAAAUCCAACAUGGGCCAUGGGGAGGCGGCUGCUGGUAUCAUGGCAUUCGUCAAGACAAUGUUGGUCUUCCAGAAAGGCAUUAUCCCUCCUCAUAUUGGCAUCAAGUCUCGAUUCAACCCAGCACUGCCAGGUGAUUUGACCAAAAGAAACGUAGUUAUCCCUACAACAGCAGCUGAUUGGGCCCCGAACAGCGAUCGGAAAAGGCUAGCCAUGGUGAACAAUUUCGGAGCAGCCGGAGGAAAUACGUCCAUAAUCGUGGAAGAGGCGAUGCCACGACCAAGGAAGGGGGACGAUGCACGAAAAUUACAUGUCAUCGCUGUGUCUGCAAAGACUGCUUACUCAUUGCAGGAAAAUCUCAAAGCUCUUGUUGACUUUAUUGAAACGAGCCCAGAACUCUCCAUUGCAGACCUGGCCUAUACCCUGUCGGCUCGGAGAAACCACUACAACUAUCGAGUUUCUAUUCUUGCGUCUUCCACAGCUGAAGCAGCAUCGUCACUUCGCUCUCACAUUGAAACCUCUCUAUCCCAGACUCCACACUCGGGCAAACAACCUCCCGUAGCAUUCGCAUUCACUGGGCAGGGUACUUUCUAUAUCGGCAUCGGCACUCAAUUAUACCGAGACUCUCGCGAGUUUCGCCAGCACAUUGAUCGACUGGACGGCCUUGUACGACGACAAGACUUCACCUCUUUCUUGUCCAUCGUUGCUGGAACUGUACAGCCAAAGGAUGUCUCUAUCGUCACGAUGAACCUUGCCAUAAUCUGUGUGGAGAUCGCUCUAGCGCGACUUUGGGAAUCAUUCGGCAUCAAACCAAGCGUUGUUACUGGUCACAGCCUGGGUGAAUACGCAGCUUUGGCGGUAGCUGGUGUGUUAUCCGAAAGCGCUGCUAUAUUUCUUGUCGGCACCCGCGCUGCGCUCCUGAGUUCCAAGUGCACGGCUCGUACACACGGUAUGCUUUCAGUACGAGCUUCAGUAGCAGAUGUCAAACGUGCUGGUAGUGGUAUUCCCUUCGAGAUUUCUUGCAUCAACGGUCCAAACGAAACAGUGCUCGGGGGCACCCUCCCGAGCAUAGAAGCUCUCUCGGCAACUUUGCAAGCUGCGGGUUACAGGACCUUCUAUUUGGAUCUUCCCCAUGCCUAUCACACAUCCCAAAUGGAAACUAUCACGGAUGAGCUGCUCAGACAAACGAGAACGAUUGUAUGCAGUCCGACAAGGAUUCCCAUUAUCUCUCCUCGAUACGGGAAAGUUAUGACAUCAAAAGACACAAUCGAUGUUUCAUACUUGGUCGGCGCAACUCGGGAGACAGUCGACUUUGUUGGUGCCCUCAACAACGCUUGGGAGACUGGUGUGAUCAACAAGUCUACUGUCUGGCUGGAAAUGGGCCAUCAUCCAACGUGCUGUGGUUUCAUCAGCAGAACACUGUCUUCAACUCGGAUGGCACUACCAAGUCUACAGCGCGAUAACGACAACUGGUCGACUCUGGCCAAGUCACUCUGCAUCUUGUAUAGUGCAGGCGUACAAAUCGACUGGAAUGAAUAUCAUCGUCCCUUUGAGCAGGCGCUCCGACUUGUCGAUGCUCCGACCUAUGUGUGGACCAAUAAGAAUUAUUGGAUUCAGUACCGUGGAGACUGGAAUCUGACCAAAGGCCGAGCAGUAUUUGAGUUGCAGCCUGCAUCUGCUCCUGUGCCGACCGUGAAGGGAUUCCAGACUUCUAGUAUCCAUCGACUUACAUCGGAGCACUACACUGAAUCAACGGCAACCUUGUCGGCGGAGAGCAGCAUUACUGAUCCUUCACUCCAAGGCGUAGUCGAUGGACACGCGAUGAAUGGAUACGGGGUUGCUUCAUCUUUCCUCCAUGCGGAGAUGGCAUUCACGCUCGCGAAACGUAUUAGUGACAAGAGCUUCGCAACUGCAGUAUCAUUUGGCAUCAACGUCGCCGACUUCGAGUAUCAUGAGCCUGUUGUCAAGCUCAUCGAUACAAGUAAACCACAGCCAAUACUGGUCUCUGCCGAGGCUGACUUGGACAAGAUGGAAGUUCACGUCAAAUGGUUCAAUCCUGCCAAAGAGAUCUGGUACUGCCACGCUACCGUCUUGUACGAGGAUCCUUCGUCCUGGUUGUCCACGUGGUCUCGCUCUACCAAACUGGUCACUAGUCGUAUCGAUGCCCUCAAUGACAUGGCCGCGGUAGGCAAAGCUAGCAAACUUACGACCGAUCUGGCCUACAGCCUCUUUGGCAAGCUGGUUGGUUACUCCAAGUUGUAUCGAACUAUGCAAUCUGUGAUUCUCAACGAAGAUGAGGCCAUGGCUGAGGUGCAGUUCCCUGAUGAUACUGGCGGUAAUUUGACUAUCCCACCUCACUUCAUUGACGGCCUUAUCUCUCUAUCGGGCUUUGUGUUGAACGGCGGUACCCACUUUGACAACACGAAUAACUUCUUCAUCACUCCAUCCUGGAAGUCGAUGCGCUUUGCGCGGCCGCUGACUCCGGGCGGACGCUACAUAGCCUACGUCCGAAUGGUGCCCUCUGACAACCACUCUUUUGUCGGCGACGUUUAUGUUUUGCAAGGCUCAGAAAUUGUUGGAGUUGUCGAGGCGAUACUGUUUCUACAGUGGCCACGAGUGAUGCUCAAUCGCUUCUUCAGGCCUGCUGAUGGCACGGCGAAGCCAGCUGCGAGUGUCCCCGUAAAGAGCGCACUUCCAGCGCGUAUCAAGUCCAAGGCACACCAAGUGCCACGCCCCAAACCUGCUUCGACACCCCCCAGUCCGAAGGAGGGCUCCGAACACUCCGAUUCUUCUGGGGUGAUCAUUUCCCGACCCGGAGGAUGCUCGUCCUCAGAUGACGACGCGGGAGCAUCAGCCAGUCCGGCCACUGGUGCGAGUGGCGCCAUAGACAAAGCCUUAGCUUUGGUUGCGGAAGAACUCGCUGUCGACAUUGGCCUGCUUACAGAUGACGCUCACAUUGCUGACUUGGGACUUGACUCAUUGAUGUCGCUGGUCAUGUCUCAGAGAUUGCGAGAGGAACUGGGCUUGGAGAUCAGAGAUGCCUUUUUCCUGGAGGUCGACACCGUUGGAGAUCUCAAGCAGUUGCUUCAGUAG